AUGGAUGAUGAUUUUAAACCAUCAGUGGAGCAUCAAAGGCGGUUGAAUCUCGAUAUGAAAGAAGUGGUAAAAGCCGAGGUGGUAAAGUGGCUUGAUGCAGGCAUUAUUUACCCAAUUUCAGAUAAUGCUUGGGUGAGCCCCGUUCAAGUGGUACCAAAGAAAGAAAGUGUCAUGAUUGUGGAAAAUGAGGAUAAUGAACUUAUACGUACUAGACCCGUAACCAUUCGGAGGGUAUGCAUUGACUACUGCAAGCUUAACAAAGGUACAAGGAAUGAUCACUUUCUCUUUCCUUUCAUUGAUCAAAUGCUUGAGCGGUUAGCGAGGUAUUCUCAUUAUUGCUUUUUGGAUGGGUAUUUGGGCUAUAAUCAAAUUGCAAUAGCUCCGAAUGAUCAAGAGAAAACUAGUUUCACAUGUCCAUAUGCUAUAUUUGCAUAUAGAAUGAUGCCCUAG
Messenger RNA from Olea europaea var. sylvestris, 450 nucleotides. RefSeq lists its product as uncharacterized. NCBI's taxonomy places the organism in Eukaryota, Viridiplantae, Streptophyta, Magnoliopsida, Lamiales, Oleaceae. The transcript has a single exon. The record is from RefSeq and is a predicted model, not a curated record. Bases 1 to 450 code for a protein of 149 amino acids.